This is a messenger RNA of Zootoca vivipara (common lizard), 5668 nucleotides long. RefSeq names its product selenoprotein I (gene SELENOI). NCBI's taxonomy places the organism in Eukaryota, Metazoa, Chordata, Lepidosauria, Squamata, Lacertidae. Gene Ontology annotation, biological process: phosphatidylethanolamine biosynthetic process. Gene Ontology annotation, cellular component: Golgi apparatus; endoplasmic reticulum membrane. Gene Ontology annotation, molecular function: ethanolaminephosphotransferase activity. The record is from RefSeq and is a predicted model, not a curated record.
CCGGCGAGGGAGGGCCGCGUCGCUCAUUCCCGAAGCCGGGCGUGCGCGCUGUGAAGGAGCUGCCCGGCGGCGCCUGUUACGGCGGGCAGGCGCGUCUCUCUCUCUGUCUCUCUCUCGUUCUCCGACAGCAGCCGCCAUGUCCGGCUACGAGUACGUGAGCGCCGAGCAGCUGGCCGGCUUCGACAAGUACAAGUACAGCGCUGUGGACAGUAACCCACUCUCCCUGUACGUCAUGCAUCCCUUCUGGAACACGGUAGUCAAGAUAUUCCCUAUGUGGCUGGCCCCAAACUUGAUAACGUUUAGUGGCUUCCUCCUGCUUGUCUUCAACUUCUUCCUCAUGGCAUACUGUGACCCUGACUUUUAUGCAUCUGCACCCGAUCAGCAGCACGUUCCGAACAAGGUGUGGGUCAUGGUGGGCCUCCUCAAUUUCAUGGCUUACACGCUAGAUGGCGUGGAUGGGAAGCAGGCCCGGCGCACGCAGUCCAGCACCCCUCUGGGAGAGCUCUUUGACCACGGCCUGGACAGCUGGGCCUGCAUGUUCUUCGUGGUGACGGUCUACUCCACCUUCGGCCGGGGCCCCAACGGCGUCAGCGUCUUCGUCCUCUACCUCCUCCUGUGGGUGGUCCUCUUCUCCUUCAUCCUCUCCCACUGGGAGAAGUACAACACAGGGGUUCUCUUCUUGCCCUGGGGGUACGACAUCAGCCAGGUGACCAUUUCCAUCGUGUACAUUGUGACGUCUAUUGUGGGCGUGGAGGCCUGGUACAACCCUUUCCUCUUCAAUUUCUUGUAUAGAGACCUAUUCACUGCAAUGAUCUUUGGUUGCGCGCUGACUGUGACGCUUCCCAUGAGCCUGCUGAACUACUACAAAGCCUACAGAAGCAACACCCUGAAACACCACUCCAUCUACGAGGCGAUGCUGCCCUUCCUUUCGCCGGUCCUGCUCUUCAUCCUCUGCACCAUUUGGAUCUUCCACUCGCCGACGCAGAUCCUGGAGACCCAGCCCCGCCUCUUCUACUUCAUGGUCGGCACGGCCUUCGCCAACAUUUCCUGCCGCCUGAUCGUCUGCCAGAUGAGCAGCACCCGGUGCCAGCCUAUCAACUGGAUGCUCUUCCCGCUGGCCCUGGUCCUCUUCGUGGUGCUGACGGGCGCCUUGCCGGAGAGCGAGACCUUCCUCCUCUACCUGCUCACCACCUUCAUCACCGUGGCGCACAUCCAUUACGGAGUCGGCGUGGUGAGCCAGCUGAGCAAGCACUUCAACAUCCGCCCCUUCUCGCUACGAAAGCCCAGCUCCGAUUGACUAGACGUGGAGGCGGGAGAGAAGAAAGUCGGCCCACCGCCUGCAGGGCCUCUGUGAACGCAGCCGCCCGUGUAAAUACACUUCAGCCAUCACCACGGAACUAAAUUUGACCCACUUUGGGUAGCAACGAGGCCUGGCAGCCUUGCAGAGGGACGGACCCUUCUUGCCCUGCCUCUCCCCCCCCCCCCUCUCCCACGGAUGCGCAGGUGGCUUGGGGACGACGACGACUGAACCACCGCAAGCAUGUGCUGAACCAGCAUGAAGCCUCCAGACCAAGCAUGGGUUCAUGCCACCCAGAACUCUCGAGGGAGACCCCCAAAAAACCACAGACAGGGGCGCUGGCCGUGUCUCUGAAACCACACGAUUGCCGCAACACAUCUUCAGCUUACGCUGAGACAACGUGGCCCGCUCUCCAUGGACCCAGCCACGCAAGAGGGUUUUUGUGUGUGGCUGGAACAAAUCAGCUGCUUUAAGUAAGGGGCCUUGGUGGCAGUAAUCACACAGUGAAAACAGGACUAUUAUAUGUCGGUUAUAUUAUCCCUCCAUCCCCUCCUCUCCUCCUCCCUCCAUUCCCCUGUUGUGGCUUCCACAUGGCCAGACCAGAUGUUGAACUCGUCAGGUGCCGUCUCCACAUUUUCCGACAGGAUUACGUUGUGGCAAGCAGCACUCUUCUGUGGGAUAGCCUCUGCGCUCGCUGUCGGGGUGGGGGGGACGGCGACCAUCCGUUUCCAAGAACCGUUUUGUCAGGCGUAGAACCCGGGCGGGCGGGUCCAUUCCAUGCAGCUCUGCUUCCCUCUAGAGGAAAGAAUCCAGGUCUCCUUUCGUCGAAACGGCAGCCGAGCUCGGUGUUUGCCUCCAUGCCCAGCUCUAGUAGAUGAAGGUGGCUUCCCGCUGUGUUUGUUCUCCAAUUGGAAAUGUUGUGUUCAGCUACCCUAACCCUGCUUGAACCGUGUGGUGGUGAAGUCGGCGCUGAUUUCCCCCUCCCUUCUUCCGUUUGAUUUCAUGAACAAGCCUUGUAUUUGUGUUUUGGGUGGGGGGGGGGGGUAUGCCCGUGCGUCCUGGUAUGAAGGGUGCUGCCUAAACCCAACUUUCUUGGAACGGCGGCACCCGGAGGAAACCCAAGCAAAGCAAAGGAUGUUCCGACGUUAUUCCAGGGCAGGGGCUGCUUUAUGGCUUCUGCUUCUAAAAUGAGAGGGGGCAGCCACCUCUUGUGGAUGACACAUUCCACUCUGGGGGGAGAGAGAGAGAGAAAUUGGGAAUUGGGAAAUGACUAUUUAACAUUUCUUUUUGUAAGCUGAAAUCAUUAUGUCAACAAGCAAUGUGAAAAAUCCAGGAGCCAGUUCUUAGCUCUUUCCUCUCUCUGCUCCUUGUAAAUAGAUCCUUUUCUUUUCUGUUUUCUUCUCACACCUGACUUUAAAUGCCUCUUUUUUUUUUCUUUUGGCGUAUUAAUGAGCAAGGGAAGAGCUUGUUCUGACCCUUAGUGAUGCACCUCUCAAAAAAGCAGCAGGAAAGAGCUCUGGCCAAUGGGCAUGGAGGACGAAAUUCUUCGCUUGGUGAAUGUUUUCAUGGCUGUAAAAGGUGAACCAGAGAUGGGGAUUUGGGGAGACUUUUCUCUCGCUCGCUUUUUUUUUAAUUAAAUGAUUUUGCACAGAAAAUUUUGGGUGUACAGAGGAAUGGAGACGUGCUUUGAAUACUUGACGCUAUCACAGCCGAAAUGAAAUGCAGCAAUCAGUUGAUAAUUUUUCAAGAAACGGUGCACUGAGUUAGACCCACCCCAGGCCGCUUUCCAAUUCUGGAGGCGGCUGAGUCAGAGGGAGAGUCUCCUUUAUUGUGUGUGUGUGUUUGACUAAUGAAUCAUUGUGAGAACACGAGUUCCUCUUCACUUUCCCUCCUUGCUUUGGAAGCAGGGGUUCUCAAAUUGACAGUAACUGGUGGCGAAAUUGCACAGGCCCUGAUGGCAUAAGACGAGAUGACGGCUUUUUGAAGUGAAGUCGGGGCGAUGUGCAUCCUAGGCCUGCCUAUGACGAACCAUAAUGAUGUGACUCACUAGAUCAUUCCUUGAAGUGCUGCCUUGGGAACAUGCUCCAUGCUCCAAGGAUGCAUGUCCGGGGGGGGGGGGGGCAGGCUAGCACUGAGUGGACAAAUGGACAAAAGGUGUUAACUUCCUGGCCGUUCCCAAGGCAGGCUUUGCUUGGCUGUCGCCUCUCAAAAGGAACCCGGUUCUGUUUCCCUUACCUAUCUAGGCUUCUUAAUAAGGAACCUGGUGCCUUAAGAAGAUUUGCCUCAAGUUGAGGAAAAGGUCGGCUGUCUCAAGCAGAAUGUUGGAAAAGUAGUUGUCCAAGUUAAAGGGAGCACAGCGUAGCAUCUUCAGCUGCAGAAACUGGGGGGACGGGUUUAAUUUCUGCUGUUUCGUCAUCUUUGUUGUUUAAAGCUCAUUUGGCAAUCUGGUAGGAACUCCGAUGCGCCAUGGAACAAUUAUUAUUUCUGUCUCAGGUGUUGGUGGCAUCAGAGGGUUUUGUGUGUGUGUGUGUUCAUCUCAAAUAAAGGCCUUGCAUGUUGAAGAGGUGACUGUGUGCCCAUUGCCACUCCCUGCCCACUCUCGGGAAGGGAUUGUAAAAACGCUUCGAGGAGUCCUCUCUGAACCCGAACCCGCCUCCUCCUCCCGAUAUUCCCUCUGCGACUAAAAGGGGCAUUUGAGGCAGCGCCCGUGACACUUCCUUAAACUACUCGCUCCACAUUUUGCAGUCCUUUGUUGCCGUCGGAAAUAACUGCCCCGUGUUUUUGUACGUUCUGAGAGCAAAAUCUUCCUUUCUCUGCCUUGAUUCACUGCUGCCUGGGUAGCUGCGGAUGUGCUGCUGGUUUGCUCGACCUUUUAAGACGCACCUCGGAAGCAGUUCUCCGGAGGCCUGGGCAAAGGAGCUGCAGGGAGCAGCUUAGCACCCCACCCCACCCCAAAUCAGCACUCUGCAAUCCCGAAAGAUUCAGGCUUUGGUAGUGGCGACCUUUGGUCCAAGCAGUGGUUUGCACGGAGACACGACCAGCGUUCCCCGUUGCUCAGCAACUCCCUGGCAGGCAGAGAGGUCUGGAUCUAGAAAGUCCCUGUGCUUUGAAGAAGCACCUCUUCCCCCACCCCAAGCCCAACUGCAGGCAUGAAUAAGAUGGAUCAGAGCUGGCUCCUCGGCUGUCCCCUCGCCUUGAUUUCAGAGCAGGGUGUUCGGCACAUGAGUCUCCACUGCCGUAGGCGUGCACUUAUGUGUGAGGGGCUGGGCAGCUAUUCCAAAGUGUCGUUUUCAUUUGAAAAGCGCUCCUAGGAAGUAAGAUAUUUUGUGAUAACGUAGAGCAGGGGGUGGGGGGUGGGGAAUAAUUGUGUGCCCCCUCCCCAAUCUUGCUGGACUUGUGUCAGCGGUCUAGAGUGAUGUGAGCAGGAGUCCAGCAAGAUAUGGGCCCCACCACAAGGUUCCCCGCCCCUAACUUAGAUACUCCUGUUUCUGAUCUCCCCACUAAAGGGGCCCCACUGCUAUCUUGGGUUGGUCUGUUUCUCUGGGUAGGACAGACAGACACACCUGGAAGGCUUCCAGAGCAGGGCAAUGGCACACUUCAGAUCGCUCGCGGUUGGGGAGGAAAGUAGCCGGAACCUUUUCUCUGCAUUACAGCCUUACUCUGAAAGUGCAGGCAAUUGGGACCAGGAACGAACCAUGCAUGCAUUUUGUACCAGUUUAGCUUCUGGGUCUCUGUGGCCCUGGCGACUUCCCUUUUUUUUAGAAGCUGAUUUUUAAGCUAUCACGUGAAAGGCGAGGUUGGAAUCCUUCCUUCUCUCCAAUGUAUUGUAUUGUGCUGGGGUGGAGGGGGGUCACAUUUUGAAUGAGGGGCUUUGAUCGCUGCUUCUUUUGCCCCCCGCUAAAUAUGAGGGCGAAUGUUCAGUCCCUUGGGCCUCCGCAGGUUGCCUCUGCCUUCGUUGGUGCUCUCUGCCAGGAAGGACCCUCCUCGGACAAAAGGAGGGUCUCUCCGGCCGCUAUUCUGCAAAGCACUGGUUGCGCCAGACUCUGCCAAGGGCUGGGUUGCGUCAAAGCAAACGGACUGUACAGACCAUAAUUAUUAUUAUUAUUAGUGAAAGAAAAUUGCAAUAGGAAACCUGUACAUUUCUCACGGCAGAUAUCCCCGCAACCCCUUCUUUCUUCACGCUUCCAUCAGGAUUCAUGUCUGUCUCAUAUGUACAUUGUUGGAGGUUGACAGUCUUGCAAAUGGAGUUGGAUUCCAUUCCAUGAAAUGCUAUUGGUGAAUAUUUAUUGUAUUUAAAAACGGAAACAACAAAGCUUCAAAAAAGAGAACCUAUUAUGAAAUAAAACUUCAAUUAAAAAAUUUCCCAAGCUU